AUUACUAUUGAACGAGUUAAUUUGUAUCGACUACCCCUCCAUUACUUUCCAUUUCAGCUGAAAUUGGAAUUUUCAUUAUUUGAAAAUAUUGCGAAUCAUCAUUUGGUAAAUCACUUAGUCACCGUAUUUAUAUGAACAUUAGGCAUGCCAAGGGAAAAGUCAUAUUCGCCGAGAAGAGGCUAUAGAAGGACACCGGAGAAACGCUAUGACAGAAGGAAAAGGUCAAGAUCACCUAGAGGAUCAAGAUCUCCAAGAAGGUCAAGGUCAUUCUCCCCAAAGUACAGAGGGAAAAAACAAUUUUCUCCAAAACACAGAUCCUCAGGAUUUAGCAGAGGUAGAGGAGGAGGACACAAUGUGCCUUAUGGAAGAAAACCUACAUAUGAAAAACGUGACAGGUCUCCAUUUGAAAAACGUGACAGGUCUCCAUACAGAAAAGAUUCAGGCCAUCGUUAUUCUAGAUCUCGUUCACCAUCGCCAAAGAAAAGGUCUCGUUCCCGGUCACCAAGGAGAAAGUCCCCCGAAGUAUCAGGGAGGGGAUUGCGACCCCUAAGUUUGGAUGAAAAGAGAAGAGAUUCCUUUAAGGUAGGACUAUCAUCACUGGGACGCCCUGAGACGUCAACCUUUCCUGUUUCCCUUGAGGACCCCUUCAGUAAACCUUCAUCCUCCCUGGGUGUUGGAGGAUUCAAAUCCUAUCGGGAUCUGUCACCUGACAACACUCAUUCAGCACUGCCCCCUGGUGUCAUAGGAACAGUGACGGUGGCUCCCCCUAGUUCCAGGAGGCCACUUUUAUCUGAGAGAUUCGAAACUAUUGACUCGGACUUUGUAGGGCCAGUCAGAAUUGAUGAAAACAUCACCAUUGGGAUCCAUCGCACUGGCCCUAAUCUACGCAACACUCCAAAUAAGCCUGUUGUUAGAAAUAUUGACAUGUAUAGUUUUGUUAUGUUGCGUAGAAGAGAUGAAGGAAAGAAACCUAUUUUUGAUCGUGAGGAAAUUAAGAUUUUUGGCCUAGAUAAUAUUUUAGAUGAGCAAAUUUAUGAUGAGAAGAGAACUAUAAGUGUCGUUCCAUCAGAUGAUCACAAGAAAUCCAACCGUUCUGGUAGCAGGUACUCACCUGACAGAGAGGACACGAGGACAGUGCGAUCUGCAGACCGACCUAGAGAGCCCAAAGUCAGAUUAAAUCCUAAGCCUGAUCCCAGGUAUGAGAAAAUUUUCCAGGAAUCGGAAGGGUACGACAGUAAAAGCAUUAACCCGAAUGAUUUACGUCAUAAUUUGAUGAAACGGAAACAUGAUGAUGAUGACUCUUUUGAUGCAAGGAGGAAGUUAGAAGACAGAAGGAAAGGCUCAGGACGGGAGCACUCAGACAGAGAUAGAAAGAGAUCACUGGAUGAAAGGUUAGGAAAGAAGUCUGAUUCUGAGGAACUGCCAGAUUUUAAAAACAGACCUGGGAAAUACAAAUUUGAAGCAUGGAAGGAAAAUCCAGAAAUGAUACCCAAGAAUCCAAUGUAUUUUGAGCAUGAUAACAGAGAAGGUGAUUCCAGUUCAAGAGGAAGAUUUAAUAAUUCUCGGGGAUUCCGCGGACGAUUUCGGAGGCCGUUCAGAGGAGGGUACAGAGGGCGAGGAUUUAGGGGCAGAUUCAGGGGGCGGGGCUACAGUAACUACAACAGUAACUACAGGCCCACUUCUAAUUACUACUCCUCUGAUAAGGAUGGGGAUGAUGACUAUGUCAAAAAAUAUGAUUCCUAUUAUAAAUCAGAUAAACGUUCACAUGACUAUCCUGAAGAGGGAGAUGACAAUUACAACAAAAAAUAUGGAUUUCAUUAUAAGUCAGACAAACGUUCACGAGAUUUGGACACCUGGAAACACGACUUGUAUGAUACCAUAGAGAAGGAAGACAAAGAGGAGAUGAAAGCAGAGGACAAGUCACAUGAUGAUAACAAGCCCACCAGUACUACCACAUAGACACAACAAUACCAUAGCAAAAAGUACAAAGUUACCACACAAGUACCACUACC
Messenger RNA from Saccostrea cuccullata (small rock oyster), 2012 nucleotides. Its product is annotated as zinc finger CCCH domain-containing protein 13-like. The record is from RefSeq and is a predicted model, not a curated record. The transcript has 12 exons. NCBI's taxonomy places the organism in Eukaryota, Metazoa, Mollusca, Bivalvia, Ostreida, Ostreidae. Bases 145 to 1959 code for a protein of 604 amino acids.